CUAAAUAUAAAUAAAUGUCAAAUAAGGAAAAUUCUUGGAUUUAAAGGAAAUCGAUACGAAAUGCGAAUUUUGAAUUUCCUUCAAGUUAAUGUCAUGUAAAUAGUAGCCUCAAUGUAGGCUACAAAUAUCAUAAAAGCGACGAGUUUCUCUCAAUGACUGAUUGAAGGAGUUUAUUGAGGAGAAUAUUUUCUAAAAAAUGUUUUCCGGUGGUAUAAGUGACCGUCCUCUGGAAUUUACCAGAGCAAAGAUAAUGUCGAAGAGCUCACUAGAAGAUAAAGAUGAUACAGCUCAGAGUCCCCCCGAAAAAAAAGAUUUCAGAAAGAGAUCCAGGGAUAGAAGGGAUACAGACAAGUCGAGAGAAGAUUCAGAUUCUAAUAUGUCCAAUUCCCAAGAUGUAAUCCCUCUUGCUAACAGCACUAUUUGGAGUAGCAUGAUGGGGCUAAAUUAUCCAAUGAUGAAUAUGAUAAUGGAUCCUAGUCUCAUAUCAAUGGGUAACUACAGUAUGAUGCCAUCAAUAAUGAGUUCAGAUUCUACGGUGGUACAGCCAGAUAAUGGUGUAGUAUUGAAUCCUGUCAAAGAGAUAAUACAUUGCAAAUCAUGCACUCUGUUUCCACCAAAUCCUAAUGCGCCUCUUCCUUCUACAAGAGAGAGACCACCUGGAUGUAAAACAGUAUUUGUUGGGGGAUUGCCUGAAAAUAUCACAGAGGAAAUUAUAAUGGAAGUUUUUGAUAGAUGUGGAGAAAUUACUACUUUAAGGCUCAGUAAGAAAAAUUUCUGCCACAUCAGGUUUAUGUACGAGGCCUGUAUUGAUGCAGCUAUUUAUUUGUCAGGAUUUAGAAUUAGAAUUGGAUCCAAUUCUGAUCCAGCAAAUACAGGUAGACUGCAUGUUGACUAUGCUCAAGCUAGAGACGACCAAUAUGAGUGGGAAUGUAAACAGAGACAACUGCAAAGGGAGCAAAGACAUCGAGAACGUAUGGAAGAAGAAAGAUUGAGACCACCUUCUCCCCCUCCUGUUGUACAUUACACGGAUCAUGAGGCGGCCUCAGUUGCGGAGAAGAUCAAACAGGAUGAAACGUUCACAAAAGCUGUUCAGAUUGUUGUUACUUGGCUAGAAAGGGGAGAUUGCAAUAAGAGGAAUUCAAAUAAUUUUUACUCAAUGAUACAGUCGACAAAUUCUCAUGUCAGAAGAUUACUCAGUGAGAAAUGUCAGUAUGAGGAUGAACUGAAAAAAGCCAAAGAAAUCAUGAAGGGGCGUAUGCAAGGGAUAUUACUACAAUUCAGUCAAAUUGAAAGAUUGUUCGUGGCUGCCUGUCACAAGAAGGUUUGGGACCAUUUCACGAAAGCUCAGAGAAAGAACAUCGAGAUGUGGAAAAAACAAUCAAUGGAAAUUAAAAAUGUCCAGUUGGAUGAAAUACGUAACGAGAAGGCGGAUGACGAGAUGGAUGUUUCGGAUGAAGAUGAACCCACAAAAAAAAAGAUUAGAAGUGAAAAUUCCAACAAUGAAUUGAAUGCUUUAAAAGAGGAAAACGAGAGUUUGAAAUGCCAAAUGGAAGCUUAUAAGAAUGAGGUGGAAGUAUUGAAAAUAGAUUACAAAAAGGAAUUCGAAGAGAAAGAAAAGCAAUUCAAAGUUCUGCAGCAGACACUUAUUGGUAUGCAGCAGCAGCUCAGCGAGACGAAAAAGAAACACACUGAAGAAGAAUUGAAAACGAAAGAACUUCAGGCGAAAUUGAAAGCUAAAGUUUCAAAAAAUACGAGUACGUCAGAUAAAGAGAUAAUAGAUCUGGAUCCUGAGCCAGAGCAACAAGAUGCGAGUUCAAAUGCCAUAAAUGAGUUGAACAUCUCUAGUACAAGUUCUUUAGAAGAAUGUGAUAUUAAACUUAUAGGAAUAAUAUCAACAUUUUUGAAUGUCCACCCGUUUGGCGCUGGUUUGGAUUAUAUUUGGUCUUAUGUUAGCAAGUUUGGAAAUACAAUGAGGCCAUCUGAUAUAGAGUUAUUAAUGAGUCGCUAUCCUAGUGUUUUUAAACAGAAAGUCAUGGGAGUUGGCGCCAAUAUUGAACGAAAAUGGUUUUUUAAUGGCUUCUCAAGUGCAGACUAGAUGUUUUGUUGUUGUUAAGAAGAGUAUAGUAAAUUUUUUCGAAGUUAUAUUUAUUUAUUUACAUAAUACAUUAUGUAUGUUGUGAAUGAACAGUGUUAAGUUGUGCAAAAAGUAAAAUUAAUUAGGAAAUCCAA
Messenger RNA from Coccinella septempunctata (seven-spotted ladybird), 2229 nucleotides. Its product is annotated as ecto-NOX disulfide-thiol exchanger 2. Gene Ontology annotation, molecular function: RNA binding; protein-disulfide reductase activity. NCBI's taxonomy places the organism in Eukaryota, Metazoa, Arthropoda, Insecta, Coleoptera, Coccinellidae. The record is from RefSeq and is a predicted model, not a curated record. The coding region runs from base 197 to 2095 and encodes 632 amino acids. Gene Ontology annotation, cellular component: plasma membrane; external side of plasma membrane. The transcript has 8 exons. Gene Ontology annotation, biological process: ultradian rhythm.